AGUAUCACACACCAAAACGCUGUCACUUGUCUCUCACCCUCACACACCUUCACCAGGCGCAAGCAAUGGCCGCCGCCGCCCGUCCUCUCGUCACAGUUCAAGUCCUAAAGUCUGAUAUGGCCACCCACGGCGGAAACGCCGUCCCUCUCCCCGAUGUUAUGAAAGCCUCCAUCCGUCCUGACAUCGUCACCUUUGUCCACUCCAACAUCUCCAAAAACAGCCGCCAGCCCUACGCCGUUAGUCGUCGCGCCGGUCACCAGACCUCCGCUGAGUCCUGGGGUACUGGCCGCGCUGUUUCCCGUAUCCCUCGUGUUCCAGGUGGUGGUACUCACCGUGCCGGCCAGGGUGCCUUCGGAAACAUGUGCCGUGGCGGUCGAAUGUUCGCCCCCACCAAGAUCUGGCGCCGCUGGCACCGCAAGAUUAACGUCAACCAGAAGCGCUAUGCCGUGGUCUCCGCGAUCGCCGCUUCGGCUAUCCCUUCUCUAGUCAUGGCUCGUGGCCACCGGAUCGAAUCGGUCCCUGAGCUUCCCCUGGUGAUCGGUGAUUCAGCCGAGAGCGUUGAGAAAACAUCGGCGGCGAUUGAUAUUCUGAAGCAGGUCGGUGCUUAUCCUGAUGCGGAGAAAGCAAAAGACAGCCACGCUAUUCGUCCCGGAAAGGGUAAGAUGAGGAACCGCCGAUACAUUUCUAGGAAGGGCCCCUUGAUCGUCUAUGGCACCGAGGGUGCAAAGCUCGUCAAGGCUUUCCGGAACAUUCCGGGGGUUGAGGUCGCUAAUGUAGACAGACUUAAUCUUUUGAAACUCGCUCCCGGUGGCCAUCUUGGAAGGUUCGUGAUUUGGACCAAAUCAGCAUUCGAGAAAUUGGAUUCAAUCUACGGAUCCUUCGAAAAAACUUCGGAGAAGAAGAAUGGGUACUUGUUGCCCCGUUCAAAAAUGGUUAAUGCUGAUUUGGCUAGGAUUAUCAACUCCGACGAGGUUCAGUCGGUGGUGAGGCCGAUCAAAAAGGAGGUGAAGAGGGCACCGAUGAAGAAGAACCCGCUCAAGAACUUGAAUACUAUGCUGAAGUUGAAUCCGUAUGCAAAGACUGCAAGAAGGAUGGCGCUUCUAGCUGAGGCACAACGGGUCAAGGCUAAGCAGGAGAAACUUGACAAGAAGAGGAAACAAAUUCCGAAGGAGGAGGUCGCAGCCAUCAGGGCUGCAGGCAAGGCUUGGUACCAGACAAUGAUCUCCGACAGCGAUUACACUGAAUUUGACAACUUCUCAAAGUGGCUUGGCGUCUCCCAGUGAUUUUGCCCUCUGUUUUUAAUACCCUUGAGACCUUUAUUUUGUUAAUUGUUUUUCCUCUAUUCGCGGUUUUUGAGUUUAUGGAUGAGAUUAGGUGGGAGAGGAAUGGCUGGAACAAAAGACGAACCCUUGGCCUUUCACUUCCCUUUUUAUUUACUUUCCCAGUUAGGUGGGUAAAUCUUUUAGUUGAAACAGAACUGGAGUUAAAAUAUUUUAGAAGUAUCUGGUUUAUGCCUUAUGUUUGGACGUCAGACUUCUACAUUGGUAACCUUACAACAUUUUGUUUGAAUCCAUAAUGCCUUUUUUUGGUGCUUUAC
Molecule: messenger RNA, 1597 nt
Organism: Vitis riparia (riverbank grape)
Lineage: Eukaryota; Viridiplantae; Streptophyta; Magnoliopsida; Vitales; Vitaceae
Product: 60S ribosomal protein L4
Exons: 2
Coding region: 66-1283 (405 amino acids)
Biological process (GO): translation
Cellular component (GO): ribosome; cytosolic large ribosomal subunit
Molecular function (GO): structural constituent of ribosome; RNA binding
Source: RefSeq, a predicted model, not a curated record